Penicillium maclennaniae is the source of this 324-nucleotide messenger RNA. RefSeq names its product FluG domain protein. The record is from RefSeq and is a predicted model, not a curated record. The transcript has 3 exons. Bases 1 to 324 code for a protein of 107 amino acids. NCBI's taxonomy places the organism in Eukaryota, Fungi, Ascomycota, Eurotiomycetes, Eurotiales, Aspergillaceae.
AUGCCAGGUUUACGCAAGAACUGGACCCGCCUGAUGCUCAACACUGGCUCAAGAAUAUCACCUGCAGGGAUUUCUUCGAUGGUAUCUCGACAACCACAACGUGGAAUAUCGGUCCAGUUCCUUGUUUUUGAGAAGCUUUUCAGAAUGUAUUGGGGUGAAGAAAUGCGACGUGAAUUUUCGUACGAUCUUCGUCGAAAUAUGAUCAUGCUUGUACGCACCACACUUACCGACGAGUACGGGCUUGAGCAAGGGGGCAAAACACAGCCAUCAGUCAACAUUGACGAUCCCUUAUACUCGACCUAUCACCGUCCUUGCUGUGUGUGA